AUGAGUUUAGAUUCUCAAGGCGACAAUUUCGACAGCUUAGGACUAUUUAUUUUUGAUGUUGUUUUGCUUUUCUUGAUUAUUGUAGUAUACUCGGGCUGCGUUUUUUUCUUACUAGUAAGAAGAUAGUAUCAGCCUCUAAAAAAUAGGGGAUCAUUUUUAAUUGUGAUCUCUGUAGUGGGGAAUUUCGCAUUUGUAACCAGUCUACUUGUCAAUAAAUUAGUUUCAAAUGCUUAUAAAGUAGGUUCAUUCUAUGAUUCUUUGGAUUAAUAUGGCUCAAGUGGAAUAUAAGGAUAGGAAUCUGAUCCCUAAACAGUGUCAACUACAAUGAUGAAACCAACGCCUAUGCCUUCAAAUACAGCACUAGGAUUCAGUUGCACAUUAUCUCAUAUUCAAUAUGGAUUUUUUCUACCUAUGUUUAUGCUACCAUAUUUUUUCAGAUGCUUUAGACUACUUUAAGUAUUUAGAGCUCAUAAUAAGCAUUUUGUACUUAAAAAGAAGAAGGGAGUAUUCGCUUUCAAGAGAGUCAAGUCACUGUAUUGUGUGAGAGAAACUAAUCUAAUAAAGUGGAUGAUUAUAGUACUAAUACCAUUCCUUAUACUUACUCUGGUUGCAAUAUUAGAUCUGGACUUUAGAUCAUACUUUCCUUCAUUUGAGGUACUUGAAUGCCUUAGAACCGAUUAAAUGGAACUUACUAGUGAUUUAAAACAAAUCUACAGAAGGCAUCUCUACAUGACAAUCGAGACCUAUCUUAUAGUAAAUUUUAUCUAAGACAUUGCUCUGAUUAUUUGUAUCUAUGCGUUACGACAUGUAUAGGACGAAUUCAGUAUUAAUUCUGAGUUAAAGAUAAUAUCUUUUAUCUGGAUUAUAAGCGGGUUCUUACACUUCUUUUUUAUGAUUUUGUAUCCAGAUUCUACACUUAUUUCCACUAACAGUUUGAACUACUUUAUGAUCCUUAGAGGAAUGCUAAGUCUCCUUGUAACAGCAGUAAUACCCAUCAAAAGGUCAUAUAAUCCUAAUUCAAUCAUUCCAUUCCCAAUCAAUGAAGAAUGUAUAAAAUCUUUAGAAAUGGCAUUAUUGAUGCCAACAAGCGCUAACUACUUCUAUGACUAUCUAGAAAAUAGUUGCGAGAAUAAAGACGCCUUGAUCUAUUUUGGACUCUAUGCAGACAUAAGAACAUACUUAAGACUAAUAGAAGAUGGAGAAAACGAUUACACUCUAAAAAGGCAAGCUGAGUAGAUUUUCCAAGAUUACAUUAAUGAUGGCAGAUAAUGGGAAAUAUAUAUUAAUCCUGAAACUAUGGAAGAACUGUUAACAUAUUAAAGCAAUGGAGGUAUAACUGGACAAAUGGAUGAGCAGUUGUUUUCUAAUUUAUAUGUAUUCACUUUAAAUAUUCUUGAUGGGUACUACAAGGACUUUUAAAAGUCAAAGAGAUUUGAAGAGUUGAAAGACGAAGUUUCAAAGUAAGAGAUCUUAUAUGAAAUCCUUAGAAGAUAUUCCAUGAUAUCAAAUUGA
Messenger RNA from Stylonychia lemnae, 1512 nucleotides. The record is from the annotation of a GenBank genome assembly. Lineage: Eukaryota; Ciliophora; Spirotrichea; Sporadotrichida; Oxytrichidae.